AAAAAAAAAACACAAUAACUAACUAAAAUCUCUCCGCUAUAAAUAACAACCAUAACAAAAAACACAUCAUAUUUUCCAACUUUGGGUUUUCAAUUUUCACUGAUUUGAAUCCCCUCUUUUGAGAAAUGAAACUGUGUCAAAGAGAAAUUGAAAAACUACAGCUGCACAAUGCUGGUUUUCUUGCUCAGAAACGUCUCGCUCGUGGUUUGAAACUCAACUACCCUGAAGCCGUUGCUCUCAUAGCAACACAGAUUGUGGAGUUUGUUCGUAAUGGGGAUAAGACUGUUUCAGAGCUAAUGUCUAUUGGGAGAGAACUAUUAGGAAGGAGACAAGUUCUUUCAGCUGUUCCACAUCUCUUGGAAACUGUUCAGGUUGAAGCUACCUUUCAUGAUGGGACUAAGUUAAUCACGGUUCAUGACCCAAUUGCUCGUGAAAAUGGAAACCUUGUACUUGCAUUAUUCGGUUCUUUUCUUCCAGUACCUUCACUUGAUAUAUUUACCGAGAACAAUGAAGAUAAUGUCAUUCCUGGUGAAAUAAAAACUGAAGAUAGAAUGGUGAUUCUUAAUGCUGGAAGGGAAGCAGUCUCUCUUAAAGUUGUAAACAAUGGAGACAGACCAGUUCAGGUUGGAAGCCACUAUCAUUUUAUUGAAGUAAAUCCUUACUUAACCUUUGAUAGAAGAAAAGCAUUUGGCAAGCGUCUUAAUAUAGCCUCUGGGACUACGACGCGCUUUGAGCCAGGGGAGAGUAAAAGUGUUAUACUUGUAAGCAUUGGUGGUAACAAAGUCAUCCAAGGAGGUCACAACAUUGUUUGUGGUCCAGUUAACGAUUCCAAAUGCAUAGCAGCCAUGGAGGCUGUGAGAACAAGGGGAUUCAAGCAUAAGGAAGAUGAAAAUGCAAGGGAAGGUAUUACCGGAGAAGACUAUUCAUUAACUAAAUUAAUUCCUCGAGAGGAAUAUGCUAACAAGUAUGGUCCCACUAUUGGCGACAAAAUUCGUCUUGGUGACACUAACUUGUUUGCGGAAAUUGAAAAAGAUUUUGCUGCCUAUGGUGAUGAAUGUGUUUUUGGAGGUGGGAAAGUCAUAAGAGAUGGAAUGGGUCAGUCGUGUGGCCAUUCACCUGAUGGCUCCUUCGAUACCGUUAUAACAAAUGCUGUGGUCGUUGAUUAUACUGGAAUUUUCAAAGCAGAUAUUGGCAUUAAAGAUGGCCUUAUUGCCUCAAUUGGAAAAGCAGGAAAUCCAGAUGUUAUGCACGGUGUUAAUAUGAUCUUUGGGGCUAAUACUGAAGUUAUUGCUGGAGAGGGCUUGAUUGUAACAGCUGGGGCUAUAGAUUGCCAUGUGCAUUUUAUAUGCCCUCAAUUAGUAUAUGAAGCCGUAUCAAGUGGGAUCACUACACUAGUGGGAGGAGGAACAGGACCAGCAGAUGGAACGCGUGCUACAACUUGCACACCGGCACCUAAUCAGAUGCAAAUGAUGCUGCAAUCAACAGAUGACCUGCCUCUGAACUUUGGUUUUAAUGGAAAAGGGAAUUGCGCCAAGCCUGAUGAAUUACAUGAAAUAGUCAAGGCUGGAGCUAUGGGACUGAAGCUGCAUGAGGAUUGGGGAACUACACCAGCCACAAUACACAACUGUUUGACUGUUGCAGAACAAUAUGAUAUCCAGGUUAACAUACAUACUGACACCUUAAAUGAAUCUGGAUUUGUGGAACAUACAAUUGCUGCAUUUGAAGGAAGAACUAUUCAUACUUACCACAGUGAAGGUGCAGGUGGCGGCCAUGCUCCAGAUAUCAUCAAAGUAUGUGGUGUGAAGAAUGUCCUACCCUCAUCAACAAAUCCUACAAGUCCUUUUACAUUAAACACCAUAGAUGAGCAUCUUGACAUGUUGAUGGUCUGCCAUCAUCUUGAUAAGAAUUGUCCAGAAGAUGUUGCAUUUGCAGAAUCAAGGAUAAGAGCCGAGACGAUUGCUGCUGAAGAUAUUUUGCAUGAUAUGGGUGCAAUUAGCAUUAUUGCUUCUGAUUCGCAGGCUAUGGGUAGAAUUGGAGAGGUCAUAAGCAGAACUUGGCAAACUGCCAAUAAGAUGAAGUCACAAAGAGGACCACUGCAGCCUGAUGAUUCAGACAAUGACAACUUUCGAAUCAAACGUUAUGUUGCAAAGUACACUAUAAAUCCUGCUAUAGCGAAUGGUUUGUCACGAUAUAUUGGUUCAGUUGAGGUGGGAAAGUUAGCUGAUCUUGUAUUAUGGAAACCGUCCUUUUUUGGAGCAAAACCAGAAAUGGUGAUCAAAGGUGGUGACAUUGCAUGGGCUAACAUGGGUGAUGCAAACGCUAGCAUCCCGACACCUGAACCGGUGAUUAUGAGACCUAUGUUCGGAGCAUUUGGCAAGGCUGGUCGUGCAAACUCUAUUGCUUUUGUGAGCAAGGCAGCUUUGGACUACGGUGUAAAAGCUUUAUAUGGACUUGACAAGAGGGUGGAAGCCGUGGACAAUGUAAGGAAGCUCAGCAAAUUAGACAUGAAACUGAAUGAUGCCCUUCCAGAAAUCACUGUGGACCCAGAGACAUACACUGUCACCGCAGAUGGAGAGGUUCUAACCUGCGCUGCAGCCACCACUGUUCCACUUUCUAGAAAUUACUUCCUCUUCUAAGCUCGAAUUGUCUUCUGCACUGUGAAGUUAGAACUGGAUCACCCUUGUCCAGCAAAAAACCGUAAGAGCCAUUAAUGCCUUAGAGCAAUGUUAUUUGGGCAUAGAACACCGAUAUUGUAUCCGUACACAAUAAUACAUACUUGAGUUAGUGUCUUAUGGAUCCGAGGAGAGAAAAAAGUUUGACCCAAGGAUAGAGAAAAAACCAAAACAGUAUGUUGGAAGUCUUUUUAUAUGGUAUCCAGUGUCAACUUCUGCGUCAAAAAAUCAUUUCCCAGUAACAUAUACAUUAGGGCUGGACUAUGAAGCACGGAUGCGGACACGGACAACGGACACGACAUGUACACCGACAUGUCGAUACCGCUAAUAAUUUUAAAAAAUCACAUAAUUCAGUGUA
This is a messenger RNA of Medicago truncatula (barrel medic), 3030 nucleotides long. RefSeq names its product urease. The transcript is spliced from 18 exons. The record is from RefSeq and is a predicted model, not a curated record. Gene Ontology annotation, cellular component: urease complex. Lineage: Eukaryota; Viridiplantae; Streptophyta; Magnoliopsida; Fabales; Fabaceae. Gene Ontology annotation, biological process: urea catabolic process. The coding region runs from base 126 to 2636 and encodes 836 amino acids. Gene Ontology annotation, molecular function: nickel cation binding; urease activity.